Ceratosolen solmsi marchali is the source of this 1852-nucleotide messenger RNA. Its product is annotated as 60 kDa SS-A/Ro ribonucleoprotein. The transcript is spliced from 8 exons. The record is from RefSeq and is a predicted model, not a curated record. The coding region runs from base 77 to 1741 and encodes 554 amino acids. NCBI's taxonomy places the organism in Eukaryota, Metazoa, Arthropoda, Insecta, Hymenoptera, Agaonidae. Gene Ontology annotation, molecular function: RNA binding. Gene Ontology annotation, cellular component: ribonucleoprotein complex.
UGUGUCAAUUGAUGUAGUAGAAACUCAAUUUCACAUUUGCUCGUAGUAAUUCAAUCUUGAAUUUAAAUCUUAAGAAAUGUACGAGGAGGAAGAUAUGCCGUACAUACGUGAAUUUCUACUGAGUCGGCAAUUGUGCCGUUUCCUAUAUAUUGGCACAGAAAAGCCCGUAUACAAAUCAGGAAAUUGGUUCGAUUAUAAUUAUAACUUGACACAAAACAUUUUCUCUAUCGACGAAUAUGCUACGUAUUAUAACGAAUUCAAGGAUAUUGUUUCAUUGAUUAUUCAGGAACACGACAGGAAGCUUAUACAAAAUCCUGAAACAUUGAUUUUUGUAUUAGCAAUGUGCGCUCAACAGCAUGAAAAGGAAAAUUUGCGUAGAAAAGCAUAUGAUGCUGUAUGCAAAGUUUGCAAAUCACCAGAACACUUUAUUUUAUUUAAUAAAUUCUGUUCUCUAAUUAAUAAGCACAAAGAUUGUCCAAAAAAGGGUGGGAAUGGUCAUGGGUGGAGAAAUGCAGUUAAAAAGUGGUAUUAUUCCAAAACGCCGAUGGAACUUGCUAAGAUUGCUACGGAAUUCAAAAGUAGAUAUGGAUGGAAGCAUAAAGAUAUUAUAAAACUGGCGCAUAUUCGUACAACUGGAAGUGAUAGAGAAAUAGUAUUCAAAUAUAUGUUAUUUGGCUUUAAGAAAUUAAAAGAAACAUUACCCGAUCCAAAUACACAAAGUGAAACGGCUGAGGAAAUAAUGAAAUUUUUCGAGUCGGUGGAGGAUUUGAAACAUUGCAAAGAUAGAAUUAGGUCGGCCGCAUUAAUCGAUUCUCUUAAUCUCACACUGGAUCAUGUACCUGAGCACAUGCUAAAAUUUGAAGAAGUUUGGAAUUUAUUAGUAUCUUCCAUGAGUUUAAGCAUGAUUUUAAAAAAUCUUCAACGAAUUCAUAAUCUCGGCUUUUUGAAAUCAAAUGGAGCUAUGACAUUAAAAGUUUUAGAUUCUCUAAAUCCACAGAAUGUCACGAAAGAAAAAAUUCAUCCUGCUGUAUUUCUAAUUACAGUAAAGAAUUACCUGAAUGCUGGAAAAUCAUUGUCAUAUGAAAAACGAAAGAUUAAAGAACAGGCAAAAAAACCACUACCAUCGCCUCCUAAAGCCAAUAAAGAAAUUGUAGAUGCACUAUAUGACAUGUUGAAUUUUUCAUUUUCACAUUUGCAAGCUACUAAUCAUAGAUAUUUCAUUGCUAUCGACACGAGUCGAAGAAUGAUUGAAAAUGGGUGUUGGAGAAAUGGUAAUGUAAAUGCAUUUGAGGCUGGCUGCUUGAUUGCUUAUUCGCUCAUUCGGACGGAAAAAAAUGUCACUAUAGCGACCUUUAAAAAUAGUGUAGUUGAGAGUGUUAUUAUUAAUGCCGAUGACCACGACGAUUUAACAUUUUUACAAUUCAUGAAGAAAUUACAAUCCAAAACUUUGGAGAAUAUUGACGUGGCAAAACUUAUAACGGAGGCUUUUAAAAAACACAAUCAUUAUGACGUUUUCAUCAAUCUCAUUGAUAAAAUUGAUGACCUACCAGAAUAUUCGGAAGACGAUAUCGAUAUGUACAAAAAAAAAUUAAAACUGCCAAUUUCCAACUUCAUCAGAUUUGUCAAUUGUGCCUUGAGUGAUUCGUCAACAUUUCGCCGGAAAUUUUUUGGUGAAAAUAUUGUUUACAUAUGUGGAUUUGAUGAAAAGGUACCUUACAUCAUAGAAGCUUUCGCUCGAUGAGUGAAAAAUAGUGAACCCACUUACACGGCAGAUCGUUAGUGUUAAGAUUUGACAUUAGAUUGUUAGAGCAUAUCGUUAAUAAUCUAUGGUACGUUUCGGGCUAAAGUAGGA